GUGCUUCAUGCGGGCGCUCUCCCUUGUUCUCGUCUCAGUCGUUUUAUGCAUUCUGCUGGCGGUGGUUGCCAGCGUCCGUUCAUCGAUCAAGUGGUGCAUUCCAGUGCGAUCCAGUAAGGGGCUGACCCACUCCAAAGCAACACAGCACCACAGCACGCCACCUUGAUGCCGAGGCUGCAGCAAGAUCGGUUUAGCCAUGGAAUCCAGCCAUUUAGCCGUGAUAAUGGGUAAGGUUGAAGACAGAUAAGCACGUGGCUUGAUAAGAUAGCCAAAAAUGGGUGAGAUACAUUAGCCGGAGAUGCUGUUAGCAUCGCACUUAGUGGCAAGAUGCCGAUCUUCGUAAGCGGCUAUAGUCUGCGCGCGAUCAGCAAGUACUAUGACCAGCAAGAUCAGAGUGGUCUGGACAAAGUGUGCCACUUGGCUAAUCAUCUGCACACUUUUAUCUUGGCUAAGCUACAUAAUGUGUUCUUUGCUCUAUAUUUCGCUACGAUAGCCAGCCGUAGUCCCUCGCCAGCUGCGCUCUCCCAAUCUUCGUACGGCAGUUUUGGUUCGGUUGAGGAGCUCCACAUUCGCGUCGACAAGGAUUGCGGAGUCAGCGAAUCCACUCCCUUGCUGGCGGCCACCCAGCGAUUCAAUAAGUCGGCCGCGAUUGCAACCUCCUCAUCCCCCUCCUCCACUGAAGCACAGAUCCUCUCGAAAGACUGCUUUAAUUGGUGCUCGGUGGCGUUCCUGCUCAUGUGCGCCUCUGCCUUGGGACUGGCGAUCUAUUUACUCUGGAGACAAACCCAAAUGCCGGACUUUGGCUAUCGGCUCAGUCUCGUCGAGCAUGAUGUAUGGUCGGAAGUGAAUCUGCAAGGUCAGGGAACUCCAUUGAAUCCGCACAAAAUCUUUUCCGUGUUUUUCACCCACACGGAGAGCGAAGAGUGCAGUGAGGAUUGCCCAGCAGUAUUACAUAAUAUGCAGAGUUCUUUUCCGGGGGAGCUGCCCUAUAAUUUCCUGAUCGCUGGUGAUUGUCUGGUUUUUGAGGCUCGAGGUUGGCGAUAUGAGAGCAGUUACUCCAAGAAUCUGCCACUAAAUAGCUCUCUGGUAAUUGCCUUUGUGGGUGACUUCAACCGGAAACCACCCAGCAACUGUCAGUUAAAAGCAGCCGAGGCUCUGAUCCUGGAAUGCCUGAAACGCAGGAAACUGCAACCGGACUACAAGCUCUUUGUGAUCGGCAACCAUGCGGAGGCACUGCAGCAGGAGCUGAAAAACUGGCCCCACUACUGCGUCCACAAGGGGAUCGAAUGA
Drosophila ficusphila is the source of this 1290-nucleotide messenger RNA. Its product is annotated as peptidoglycan-recognition protein LD. Lineage: Eukaryota; Metazoa; Arthropoda; Insecta; Diptera; Drosophilidae. The transcript has 3 exons. Gene Ontology annotation, biological process: peptidoglycan catabolic process. The record is from RefSeq and is a predicted model, not a curated record. The coding region runs from base 328 to 1290 and encodes 320 amino acids. Gene Ontology annotation, molecular function: zinc ion binding; N-acetylmuramoyl-L-alanine amidase activity.